This is a messenger RNA of Monomorium pharaonis (pharaoh ant), 1939 nucleotides long. RefSeq names its product osteoclast-stimulating factor 1. The coding region runs from base 149 to 802 and encodes 217 amino acids. The record is from RefSeq and is a predicted model, not a curated record. Gene Ontology annotation, molecular function: protein binding. The transcript has 5 exons. Gene Ontology annotation, biological process: signal transduction. NCBI's taxonomy places the organism in Eukaryota, Metazoa, Arthropoda, Insecta, Hymenoptera, Formicidae.
AUUUAUGAAGGUGGCAAAGAAGAAGCUUUAGAUAAUUUCUACAUUGGGGCGUGUCGACUAUAAAUUAAAAUAUGUAGUUGCGCAUUACUGUGUGAACCUGACUAUGUGAGUCAUUAAAUUGAUAUUAUGAUGAUAGAAUUGUAGAGCCAUGAGUGUACUUGUAAAAACACCUCCUAAAACCACUUGGAAACCUGGUAAGGUGAAAGUGGUCAGAACAUUAUGCAAGUAUAUUGCACAACGUGCAGAUGAGUUAUCGUUCGACGAAGGUGAUUUACUUUACGUUUAUGACAGAGAUACUGAUCCAAAUUGGUGGAGAGCUAAGUGCGGAGAUCAAAAAGGACUUAUACCUGCUGCUUAUGUCGAAGAACAAACACAAGAAAUUGAGUUGCCACUUCAUGAUGCUGCAAGACGUGGCAAUGUUUCCUUCCUGAGAGAAUAUUUGAAGCAGGGCAUAUCGGGAACAGGUUUGGACGCUGCUGGAAACACGCCGUUGUACUGGGCAGCGCGUACUGGUCAUUUGGAAUGUGCGAGAGAGCUUUUGAAUUUGCCAAAUCCAAUAGUAAAUGCUCAAAAUAAAAUGGGUGACACACCACUGCAUGUAGCCGCGAGUCAUGGACAUUUGGAGAUGGUAAAUUUAUUGUUGGAACAUGAUGCCAAUGCAACAUUGAAGAAUAAUGACGGUGUCACUGCGGAAGAAUUAGCUUCCGAUGUGUCUAUCAAGAAUGCGAUACAAUUGCAUCAAUGCAAAUAUAAUAGUACAUAUGGAUAUGGUGAUGAAGACUAUGAUGACGAUAGCGAUUAAAAAUUUCACAAUUUAUAAUAAAAUAAAAAUUCCACAUAUUGUAAACAAGAUAAGCAAUUCACAUAUUACGUAAAGUAUGAUCAUUUUAUAUAUUAAUAAUUAAAAAUUCUAUCUACUAACCCUUUGUGGCCCAAAUUAUUUCUCGCAAACGAGCAAAAUAACUGUGUAUUUCAAUUUUAUUGUAUUAGAUCUAAUAUAAAUCAAAGAAAUUUUCUUACUUAAAAUUUACAGACAUCUCUAUAGAAUCGAAUAUUUUAAAUUUAUACAAAAGAAUUAUUGCAAAACAUGUCAAAUGUACGUCUAAAAAAUUUAAAAGAUCACAAAGGGUUAAAUGAUAAUGUUAAUAUUUCAAAGAUCUCAUAUAAUGCUCGCCUUUUACAUUAAAAAUUCUUAUUUCCUAUAGAACGCAAACAACAGUCCAUAAAAUUAAUUUAUUUUGAUAAUACAAAAAAGAAGUUCACAUAAUUUCAGAAGUCAAUACGUUUGUAAUAAAGAAAUAAGAGUCUUAAGAACUGUUCUUUCAUAUUUGUGAUAUAUUAUAGAACAUAAUAUAUAUAUGUACUGUUAUGAAGUAUAAGUUGCAUUUUAAAGUUUACUGUCAGUACUGAAAAUUUAUAGUAUACGUAACGUGAAUUAUAUUUUUUUAGUACUGACUACUGACAAUAUACAUUGGAAUGCAACAUAAGAUAAUAGAUUAUUCCUCAAUUAAAAGAGACCAAUGAUUCUUUUAUUAAAACAUGUAUAACAUAUACAACAUAACAAAGUCUUUAUUGAACUGCCACAUCAUCAAUCAAAUUCAGAAUAAAUAUUCAAGUGAUUCGUAGAGUAUUAUUAUAAUUAAAUAAAAACAUUAGCGAUUAUUGUAUUGAUUGUAUGAUUUGUACAUGAUACAGGAAAGUAAAUUUAAGAAAAUAUUAUGGAAACCAAAUAUACAAAAUAAUUAAUACAAAAAGGAUAACAGACCAAUCCUAUUAUUUAAAGUUCUCUUUUUUUUUAAAUUUUAUAUCAUAAAGCAUAUUAGUUUUAAGCGUCUUAGUUUUAAUUAAUAAAAAUAAUGUUAUUUAGUUUAUAUUGCAUACGUAUUCUUAAUUAAACAUUAUAUGUAUUGAAUUUCAAUAAAAUAAUAUUUACAAAAAA